UUUUACAUAAAAAAGUGAAACACAGACACAAUAUAUUAGUGCAUCGUUAUAGCUUAUUAUAGUCUAGAGGGCAUGAUUUUCAAAAAGCUAGAGGCAAAUAUACAUAUUUACUAUUUGUGCAUGUGAUGGCUAGUAAGAUACAUAGCUAGCUCUUGGCAUGUGCCAAGUGCCAUACCCAAAGUGCAAGUGAAACCUAUGCAUUUUUGCUUAUAGCUUUGAAAAUUAGACCCAAUGCAUUUUAAAAUAAUGUCACACUUUAUAUGAGUAGGAAUGGCAGCUGCAGAGGCACCAGCUAGGGGAAUAUUUAUAAGGGCCAACAGUUGUCAUGCUUCAAGGCAUUAUCUGAAUUCUCCCCUGCAAUGGGUCAGUAUCAAACGUUAGGUAUAUUAUGACCAAUAGGGUUUUACACCUCUUAUGGUUAGAGGGAGAAUACCAGACUAGAUGGGCUAUUUGUCCAUUCUUGUCUGCUGGCAUUUAUCCCACAAGCUUGAGCAUCCCUCUGUGGUGGCAAGCACAGGGUGCUGUGUACAGGCUUCAGACUUGCUUCACUGCAUCUCUCUCAAGCAUAGCAAUCCAAACAACUCAGCCAGCUUUCCCUGCUUACACAACUGAACCAUCUCCCUGUGGUGGGUGCUUGAGCCAGUUUUAUCUCAGGAUGGACUAGACCAUAAUUCUUAAUCUCUCCUUUACAGCAGACCCACAACAGAAAGGCUGCAGGCGGUUCUGAUGUGCCCAUCACUUUAGCAUUAAGGCUAUGUUACAUAACUAGCAUUCACAGUGAAUUCUGUCUGAACUUGGAGCCAAACUCUCCAGCCUCCCUUUCUUAUAGCCAGUGACGACUGCCAAGCAGGAGAGCAUUUCCGGACCUUUCUAUCACUCCAUUAUGGUGGGGAGCCAGUGAGAAAAAUCCUGCAAAGUGCCAUACACAAGGGAAGAUUCAGACCCACCCUGGUCUCUAGGGUGACCAGAUGUCCUGAUUUUAUAGGGACAGUCCUGAUUUUUGGGUCUUUUUCUUAUAUAGGCUCCUAUUACCCCCCACCCCCGUCCUGAUUUUUCACAUUUGCUGUCUGGUCACCCUACUGGUCUCUGAGGGAGGCAAUGGCUUUCCACUGAUAAUGUUCUCUAUGUUCCUCUGGCUCAAUGGCUCUCUCUGCCAUAAGGGUAAAAGCUUGUCUGUGCAGGAGACAGUCUUGGACCAGCUCCUGAGAAAGUUCUCAGAGUAGCAGCCGUGUUAGUCUGGUGCCACAAGUACUCCUUUUCUUUUUGAGAAAGUUCUAUGACAUUAACUCCCUCAGGAACUAAGAUCCAUCACAAGUCACACCACCAGUUAUUAAAAAAAAACUGUCAAAACAAGACACCAAUGCACACACUUCUCCCUGUGGAGAGAGGAUCAGAGACCAAACAACAUAUGGCAGAUGUUAAUCAUGUUGCUUAAUGCACUAUUGGAGGGCACUCAGAUACUAUGCUGAUGAGCAAAGUACAAGAAUGUAUAUAGUACAGUUUAGUGACCCUCCCCACCAGCCAGUCAGGAUGGAGAAGCUGCCUCCAAUGUUCUUUGGGUCUCACCCUAACCCCCCAUCCCUCAAAAUGCUCAUAUUGACAAGGGACAGUAAGAGGACAUUCAAAUGGCUGCUAAUGGUCUGCAGCAGCUUUCAGAGUCUGCUCUCCCACAACAAAGGGGAGUAACUGUCUCCCUAAACAGGAGCCAAUUAACAUCUUCCAUGUAGUUCAAGCCAGUUCAUUUGGAUGCAGCUCAGAAGGGAUGGCACCAUAUGUGGUGCACUGUGCAAAAGGGGAUCUGGGUUAAACAGUAAAUCGCUGCCCCAGUGCAUACCUAGUCUAGUACAAACUGCUGGCAGGAGGGAAGUGCUCCAAUGUGAGGCUGGUGAGAGAAAUCGGACAGUGACAUAUGCUGAAAUCAAAUUGUGACCCUCACUUGUUUAUCACUUGGACAUGAAAGAGCCUGCUGGGUUUAAUGAUUCACUCCAGUGUCUACGCACAGAGCUGAUACAAUGGCUGCAAUCAGGCUUCUCCUCUCGCUCCUUGUUGGCCUAUGUGCUUAUUAUUUCUACAGCCAGGAAACCCUAUCUGCAGAAAUGGUGCGAGGGAAGCGUGUGCUGGUCACUGGUUCGAGCACUGGGAUUGGGGAACAAAUAGCCUAUGAGUUUGCACGAAUGGGAGCACACCUGCUCCUCACUGCCAGGAGGGAGAAGCAGCUCAAGGAGGUGGCACAGAAGUGUCUGGAACUGGGGGCGAGUUCCGCCAGGCACGUGGUGUCCGACAUGAACAACUUGACUUCAGCCCAGAAUGUCAUUGAAGAAACCAGAAACAAACUGGGGGGUCUUGACUACCUGGUUUUGAACCACGUUGGGGGAAGUGGCCGGUUUGGCCCAUUCCAAGGAGACAUGGCAGCAGUGACCAGCUCUAUGACUGUCAAUUUCUUGAGCUACGUCCAGCUGACAGUUUCUGCAAUGACCAUGCUGCAAGAGUCUCAGGGCAGCAUCAUUGUCAUAUCGUCCCUGAGUGGUCGCAUUGGAGGUCCAUUCACCCUCUCGUACAAUGCAGCCAAGUUUGCUCUGGAAGGAUUCUACAGCUCGCUACGCAGGGAGCUGCACCUUCGGGAGAUCAGUCUCUCAGUCACAGUUGCUGUGCUGGGAUAUAUUGACACAGACAAUGCUUUGAAAAUCAUCGGUGAUAAAAUCACCAUGCAGGCAAGUCCCAAAGAAGAGUGUGCACGGGAAGUGGUGCGGGCUGGUGUGCUGCGACAUCGAGAGGUCAUAUAUCCUUACUGGACCCUAAAGCCCCUGCUGCUGCUGAAGGAAUGGAUGCCAGGCCUGAUGGAAAGGCUGCUGGACAAAUUCCUCGUCCUGGAAAAUAUCCUCUAAGCCUCAGGGCAGUUCAAUUUCACGUGGAAGCACAAUAAAAGGAAAACCCUGCUCAAGCAGAGGGGGCAA
This is a messenger RNA of Caretta caretta (loggerhead turtle), 2954 nucleotides long. Its product is annotated as hydroxysteroid 11-beta-dehydrogenase 1-like protein B. The record is from RefSeq and is a predicted model, not a curated record. Gene Ontology annotation, molecular function: oxidoreductase activity. Gene Ontology annotation, cellular component: intracellular membrane-bounded organelle. Lineage: Eukaryota; Metazoa; Chordata; Testudines; Cheloniidae.